Molecule: messenger RNA, 1260 nt
Organism: Paramecium sonneborni
Lineage: Eukaryota; Ciliophora; Oligohymenophorea; Peniculida; Parameciidae
Source: the annotation of a GenBank genome assembly
AUGAUUGAAGAAUUUCACAAAAGACUUCAUGAAAAUAUUGAUCUAACCCCAUUAUUAUAGGCACUCAAUCAAAUUCCAUAAUUACCAACUAUCGAUUACCAUUCUUAAUUAACCCAUGAUGAAAUAUAAAUAUUAACUAAAAUUUUUGAUCAUCAAGAAUUGAUUAGAAAAGACAAAUUAUCCUCAAAGCUAAUAAUUGAAUUCAAAUAAUUAAUUGAUUAAAUCCCUCAUAAAGAAUCUACAUUCUAUUAAAGCUGUAUUGAACAAUUUGAAAAACACGUAAAAAAUUUAGAUUAUCAUUCUCAACAUGAAAUAUCUAAUUGGUCACUAUCAAUAAUGCCAAUUCAAAGUGUUUAGUGGAUUUUAAGUAAUUGCAUUUUAUUGCCAGAAUUAUAUUAAACAAUGAUUCACAAAUUUUAAUAGUUAAUUCUUAAUCAAUUAGAAUUAAUUCAACCAGAAGAACAAAUUGCUGAAUAAAUCCUCUUUCAAUCAAACAAUAUUUAAGUCUUUAUUUAAAAUGAAAAUAUUAUUCUAAAAUCGAAUCAUCAUAUCAAUAAAUAAAGUGAAAUGAUUAAUAUCCUAAUUGGAUUCCUUACAUAUUUUGAUUAUAUCAAAAUAGAUAUUUCAGAUUUCCUAAUUAAAACAAUUUCCUCAAAAUAUCGAUAGUAUUUCAUCACUCUUUAAAAUCCAAUUUUUGAUGAGGUAAAAAUAAUUACCAAAUAUGAGAAAUAAAUAAAAUAAUGUUUAGAAUUUGCAAAUCUUUCUGAAAUUAUUGAUAAAUAAUAUUAAUUUACUUAAUUAGAUAAGUUAAAAUAGAACUUAAUAAAAUUUAAAAACCAUUAUGUUGAGGCUAUUGAUAAAUUGUAAUUUAAAUAAUAAAAGUAAUAAAAUUGGAAUUUAAGCUUUUUCAAAUCAAAAACAGAAAACACUUAAAAAGUAUCUAAUCAAGUAUUUGAUUAAUUGUAAAACGAUUGGAAAAUAUUGGAUUCAUUCUUAGAAAAUAACACAGAAAAAAAUGAAUAAAUAUAUUAACUGAUAUUUGAUCAUAUUCGAUUGUUAGAUGUAUGUUUGGAUUACAAAUAUUUGUAGCAUAAUUUUCAAUCUCUCAAUUUUUAUGUUACAAUAUAUUCUUAAAUGGAUCAAAAAUUGAUAAAGCUAUUAUAGCAUUGGAAAAAUGAACUUUUAAUAGAUUAUUUAUACAACAUAAAAAUAAAAUUGAGACAAUAUUCAUUUUAAGCAAGCGAAUUUAUUGAUAUUUGA